AUGGCGUCUUCGCAAGACGCUUGGUAUUUGUCAUUAUUGGGAUUAGCUGAACAUUUUCGAACAUCUAAUCCACCUCAUAUAAAACAUUGCAUACAGUGUUUGCAGGCCGUGUUUUUUUAUACGCCACCUCCGAGAGUCGAAGCUAGGACCCAUUUACAAUUAGCAAAUAUACUCUUAACUCAUACAAAAAAUAUAGAUUUAGCAAAAACACACUUAGAACAAUCGUGGAGGUUGUCCCAAAGUAUUACUGGCUUUGAUGAUGUUAAACAUGAAGCUGCAAGUUUGUUAGCUGAGUUGUUUGAACAACAAAAUCAAUCAUCGCAAUCUAAACAAAUUUUGAGAAAUGCUAUAGAAUUAUCACAUCAAAGUGUUUACUGGCAUUGCCGAUUAAUAUUUCAAUUGGCCCAAAUACAUGCAAGAGAAAAAGAAUAUGUCAUCGCUUGUGCAUUAUUGGGUGCUGGGGUGGACUUCGCACAUAUGUCUAAUGCCCACUACACAAAAGUGUUAUUUCUACUUAGUAAAGCAAUGUUAUUACUCGUUGAUAAAAAAUUACAAGACGUGAUACCGGUGCUCACUCAAGCUGGAACGCUUGUUGAUACAUGGACGCAAAGCCCUCACCAAAAAGAAUAUUUAAAAAUAUACUACUUAGUUCUGCAGGUGUGCCACUUCUUAAUGUCUGGUCAGGUUAAAAGUGUUAAACCUUACCUGAAACAAUUACAACAAUCCAUUCAAACAAUUAUUGCUCCUACUUGGCCAAGUGAUGAAGUUAUCAGUGGGAAUAAUAUGGGAGAUAUGUUUCUAUGGAUGCCAAAAGAUCAUCUUUAUGUCUUAGUAUAUUUAGUUACUGUAAUGCAUUCGAUGGAGGCUGGUUAUAUGGAUAAAGCCUUAAAAUAUACAGAGAAAGCUCUUGCCCAAAUAGAGAAGUUAAAAAUUGCUGACAAUAAACCAAUUCUCUCUAUAUUCCAAGUAAUGCUUUUAGAGCACAUUGUAAUGUGUAGAUUGGUAAUGGGCAAUAAGCAAUUGGCCUUACAGGAGAUUGCCCAGGCUGCUGAACUUUGUCGUCUUAAUCCAACAUUACAAGUAUCACAUGGGCCGCAAUUACACACACUAUUAGGGCUUUAUGCAAUGACAAUGAACUGCUUGGAAGAAGCUGAGAUGCAGUUUACUGUUGCAAUACAGACAUCACAAGAACGUGAACUGUGGACAUUUGCCAAUUUGAAUUUGGCAAUUGUGUAUCUACGUGGUAAGAGAGAUUCAAGACUGUCAAGCAUAUUAGAUAGCAUAAAUCCCGAUAAUCUUCCAUCUCAUUCACAUUCAUUGAAAGCUGCUGCAUUUUAUGUUCAAGGGUUACAAGCAUUUUUUCAAGCUAAAUAUAACGAUGCAAAACGAUAUCUUAGAGAAACAUUAAAAAUGGCAAAUGCCGAAGAUUUAAAUCGGUUGACAUCCUGUUCCCUAGUUCUUUUAGGCCAUAUAUUUUUAUCACUUAAUAAUUCAAGAGAAAGUUUAAAUAUGGUUUCUCCUGCAAUGCAGCUUGCUAGUAAGAUACCAGAUGUUUAUGUGCAAUUAUGGGCAUCAGCAAUUCAAAAAGAUCUAUACAGGAUAUGUAAUGAUCGAGCACGUGAACAAGAAGCUUAUAAUAUGCACAGAAACUUUUCUCAAAUGUUGCAAGAUCACUUUCUUUCAUCUCAAAUACCAGAACAUACAAUUCUUAUAAAUUGGACUCAAGGUAACAUUCCAGCAACUAACAUGUGCUCAACUGGUGUCUCAGGAGAUGUUAGCAAUGCAAUAAUGCCAAAUACAGUUAAUACAACAGCUACCAGCUCAGAAAUACAUCAAGUACCUUCUAGUUCCAUGUGUUUGAUGAAUAAUCAAAAUACAUAUUAAUAAUAACAAUAAUAAUAAUAGCCGAAAGAAGUGGAAUUUGCGAGGCCUUAUUAAUCAAACAAAAUCUAUUAGCAACUAACGAAGUAAACAUUCAAUAGCAACAAUCGAGAGCUUGUUGCAAUGUAAAUAAAUACGUCGUUAUUGAAUUAUUUGGAAAGAAUUAUACUAUUGUUUACCUAAAUUCUAAUUUUGAUAAUAGUUAAUUAAAGUAUUGCUGUGUCAGUCAAAUAUUUUUGGCAUCAAACAGGGAAAAAAGGUAGAUUCUUAAAUUGUUAACGUAAUAUUCUCAGUAUUUUGCUGAUACCAGCAGCUGUAUGUUGCAUAUUAAUUAAUAUUUUGUAACAGUGAAUAUUUAGAAUUUCAUACAGAUUUUUCGGCGCAGCUUAUUUAUAUAAGUGAUGAUAAUUAAAUUAAAUUAAAUGAAUUUCAACGAAUAAAAUUUACAAUUUUACAUCACAACUAAUAAACAGCAAAUAUGCAAAUGCAUAACAUGAUUUUGUAUUGUUUAAUUAUAUAGGUAUAUAUAAUAAGAGUGCAAUUUUAAUAGCGAAUUUGAGCUUCGAAUAAAUAUAUCUUUAGAAUAUUUUAUGCAUGUAUGAGGAUAUCAAUGAGUUGUUUCACAAAAUGUGAAUGGGCAUUAGCAAUUGCAUAAAAAUUACUACUUAUUGUAAAUGUAUUAGUAUUUUAUUUAUGUAAGCACAUAUAAUUUUUCGCCUCUUCUGUUUAUAUAAUAU
Molecule: messenger RNA, 2618 nt
Organism: Ctenocephalides felis (cat flea)
Lineage: Eukaryota; Metazoa; Arthropoda; Insecta; Siphonaptera; Pulicidae
Gene: Mau2
Product: MAU2 chromatid cohesion factor homolog
Biological process (GO): mitotic sister chromatid cohesion; maintenance of mitotic sister chromatid cohesion
Cellular component (GO): SMC loading complex; chromatin
Molecular function (GO): protein binding; double-stranded DNA binding
Source: RefSeq, a predicted model, not a curated record